AUUGACCCCAGCUAUUGCGAUUCUCCUGCUGGCAGGUCUGAGAGCAUAUACAUAUACAAUGGAGAGCUCGUGCUCGUGUCAAGCUCUCGGCAGCUUACAGCUCUGGAUUGAUUCCCUAAGACCCUCCACCACCAGUCGGAGGACGCGUUCGGCAGAAUGCAUCCCGACCACGUCGCAGGCAAGACAACAACAGUCACUUGCCGAUCGGGCCUUCGAUCAGCUACAUCCCCUCGAUAAGACAUCAGCUACAGAUCAUGAUGAGGAGGAGGAGACGGUCUUGUAUCUGGGAUAUGGGUCCAACCUGAGCGCUGAGACCUUCAAGGGAAAGAGAGGCAUACAUCCGGUAUCGCAGGUCAACGUUCUCGUACCGAGCCUGUCCUUGACCUUUGAUCUACCGGGAAUACCAUAUUCUGAGCCGUGCUUUGGAAAUGUACGCUACAGAGAGGUGACGCCCCAGCAAGACGGAGGCUGUACGUCUACCAAAGACUACCACAAAGAUCGUUGGUCAAAAGGUCUGGUUGGCGUGGUCUACGAAGUGACCAAGUCCGACUUUGUGCACAUUAUCGCUACAGAAGGAGGGGGCGCAGGAUAUCAAGAUGUCCUUGUUGAUUGCUACGCCCUCACUGGGGGUCCAAUGGAGGAUGUCCCACUGAUGCCCUCGGGACAACCUUUCAAAGCACAUACCCUGUUUGCACCCUCCAAGACCACUCGACCUGACCCUUCCUACGCACAACCGAGCCCGAGAUACCUCAAACUGAUCACAGACGGCGCCGAAGAGCACGGUUUACCCCUCGAGUAUCAAGCCUUCCUCCACCAGAUUCGAACAUUUCACAUCACAACCACAAAGCAGAGAUUGGGCUCGUUCAUCUUUCUGAGUGUGUGGUCUCCCCUGUUCUUGUUUUUCGUGGGUGGGGCCGCUGCGAUAUUUCUGAAACCAGACGGAACCUAUCCAAAGUGGUUCGCCAAGUUCUUGAAUGCUAUGUUUGCGGCAUGUUGGGCGAGCUACGACAACUUCUUCAAGGAGACCUUUGGAGAUGGCGAGAGGACCAUGAGGGACAAGGACGAAGGUCAUGAAGGUGAUGCUGGUCAUGAGUGUUUUGGUUCGGUCAUGGACGAGAAAGAGCCAUUGAUUGAACGGGUCCAACAUAAAUACGGGGCAGUGAGCACGGUGGAACGAAUUGUAUGAGAAUGAGUGUAUGAAAAUUUCAAGGGAAGUGUUUUUGAUAUAGAAUGGAAGACUGCUCGGGAUCGCCUUCUACUUGAUUUGAACCAUGGCUAAUGCGUUGAGUAUGCGGUGAGUUGGACAAGAAAUUCGUGCUCUUUCAUAUUGGGUUGCCGUCUGC
Molecule: messenger RNA, 1343 nt
Organism: Cladophialophora immunda
Lineage: Eukaryota; Fungi; Ascomycota; Eurotiomycetes; Chaetothyriales; Herpotrichiellaceae
Exons: 1
Coding region: 59-1186 (375 amino acids)
Molecular function (GO): gamma-glutamylcyclotransferase activity
Source: RefSeq, a predicted model, not a curated record